UUUUCUUAUUAACAUUACAAUCAUACAAUAUACACUUACAUUAUAAAAUGUGUUAGUUAUAGUAGCUACAAUUAUCCUACUAAUUCUAUUAAUAUACAAUUAGCUAAAUAAAACAAUGAUGAUUCCUCACGAAAAAGACCCUUUUUUUGAAUUGAACUUAAGAGUUGUGUAUUUUUGGUCUUAAUGUGCAUUUUCUUAUCAACCUCCCCUGUUUUAUACUCUGCUUUUUCUUUGUAUAUUAAGCUAUAAUAAGCAUAUGCCAAGCUAAGAAGAUUAACAAGAAAGAAUGGCUGCACCUAAAGCAGAGAAUCUCGGGCCGUUUCCGGUGAAGGAGCAACUUUCCUCAGUUGAUUUUUGCCUCACUAGCAAUCCUCCUUGGCAUGAAGCCGUCAUUCUUGGGUUUCAGCAUUUUUUAGUAAUGCUUGGGACUACAAUUAUGAUAGCAACCAUACUUGUUCCUCAAAUGGGAGGUGGACCGGUAGAGAAGGCUCGUGUGAUACAGACUUUGCUCCUUGUAUCGGGACUGAAUACCCUUUUGCAGACUUUAGUUGGUUGUAGGACAGCAGUAGUCAUAGGAGGUUCAUAUGUAUAUGUAAUUCCUGCUAUCUUCAUAAUCUUUUCUGACCGUUUUGGCAGGAUCAUUGAUCCUCAUGAGAGGUUCGUGCAAUCAAUGAGAGCACUCCAAGGGGCAUUAAUGUUUGCAUCAAUAUUUCCUGUGGUAAUUGGUGUUUUGGGAUUCUGGAGGAUUGUUAUAAGGAUCUUAAGUCCGCUUGCUGCUAUUCCUCUUGUUACUCUAACUGGACUCGGUUUAUUCCAGUUUGGUUUCCCUCAGCUGGCUAAAUGCAUUGGAGUCGGACUUCCAGCUCUCAUUGUCAUGAUUUUUAUCUCCCAGUAUAUGGCUAGCUUGCUGAAACCAUUACAAGCCUUAUGUCGUCGAUAUGCUGUAAUAGCAACAAUUGCCCUUAUCUGGGCUUUUGCUGCAAUCCUGACUGCAGCUGGUGCUUUCAACCGCAACUCCCCUAACACUCAGUUUUACUGUCGCACUGAUCGUUCUGGUCUUAUCAGUGCUGCUUCUUGGAUACGUGUCCCUUAUCCAUUCCAAUGGGGACGUCCAACUUUGAAUGUUGCAAAUGGUUUUGCUGUAAUGGCUGCUGCUUUUGUAUCUAUGGUUGAGUCUACAGGCACAUUUAUUGCAGUAGCAAGAUAUGGCAGUGCCACUCCAAUGCCGCCUUCAAUUGUUAGCCGUGGAAUUGCCUGGCUGGGUGCAGGACACUUUUUGAAUGGCAUGUUUGGAGCAAUUUGUGGCCCAACUGCCUCAGUCGCGAAUGCAGGACUUCUGGGACUCAACCAGAUUGGAAGUCGCAGAGUUGCUCAAAUAGCAGCUUUUUUCAUGCUUCUCUUUUCAAUUUUAGGAAAAUUUGGGGCACUCCUAGCUUCAAUACCUCUACCAAUAUUUGCAGCUCUGUACUGCAUUCUUUUUGCUUAUGUUGUCUCAGCAGGGCUAGGAUUUUUGCAGUUCUGCAACCUGAACAGCUUCAGAACAAAGUUCAUACUAGGAUUCUCGCUUUUCAUGGGCCUUUCAGUGCCACAGUACUUCAAUGAGGUUCUCUUGGUUUCUGGUCACACUCCUGUCAACACGAAAUCUAUGGCAUUCAACAGCAUAGUGCAAGUGAUUUUCACGUCUCCUGCAACAAUUGGAGGCAUCCUGGCAUUGCUCUUGGACAUAACUCUCCACCGUAGCCAUGCUGAUACACGGAAAGACAGUGGUAGGCAUUGGUGGAAAAAGUUCAGAUCCUAUGAGUCAGACACUAGGAGUGAAGAAUUCUAUUCUCUUCCUUGGGGCCUCAACAAAUACUUUCCAUCUGUGUAAUCAGACUGAUGACUAUUAAAUACAAAAUAAGCAAACUGAGGAGAUUAUGGCUUGGAUCUAUGUUUCAUUUUGUGUUCUACAUGAUGAUACUGUGAAGUAUAUCUGUAAAAAAAUUGAUACUGAAUGAAGAUGCAACUAUACAUGAAGGCGACAUAUGAGAAGAUACAUUGUUUUGAGGAAGUCUAAUUACUGACAUAAUUGGCUAAUUUAUACUACAGGUUAACGUUCAUGUUUCCA
Messenger RNA from Chenopodium quinoa (quinoa), 2107 nucleotides. Its product is annotated as nucleobase-ascorbate transporter 4-like. The record is from RefSeq and is a predicted model, not a curated record. Gene Ontology annotation, biological process: transmembrane transport. Lineage: Eukaryota; Viridiplantae; Streptophyta; Magnoliopsida; Caryophyllales; Amaranthaceae. The transcript has 14 exons. Bases 287 to 1870 code for a protein of 527 amino acids. Gene Ontology annotation, cellular component: membrane. Gene Ontology annotation, molecular function: transmembrane transporter activity.